AUGAAGAAAAGCAAGGAAAAAAUCUUAAAAAGACAUAAAAAACGCUCCAUAGAAGAUGCGCCAUUCUAUAAAUUUGAAUAUAAACCGGAAGAUUUGCCUUUAGAUCCAGCAAGACCAUUUAUUUUAGAACAAAUAAACAAAAUUAAACAGUCAAAGUCUGAUGAGUUUUUCCACGACUUUGAUUUGUAUAUACCGCCCCAUGGUAAUGGACAGCCGAGUUCAAUUAAUAUCCAACUCCCUGAUGUUUUUCAAUCUACUGAUCGAGAUAUCGAUUCAAAGAUUGGCUUUACCAAGUCAUCUCGUAACAAUGGAUGGAUUCAAGGAAAUCUUAGCAAUUCUGAGAAGAGAGUUUAUCAGAUAACAAAAUAUUUCAUUUCAACAUACAAAAACAGACGAGUGCAAGUUUUCCAUAACAUUGCAAGAACAAAAGCAGCUUUGAGAUCAAAAGAAUUUUUCCGUAUUUACACAAGUCCGUCUGAAUCGAUUAUCAGUAAAAGAUCAAAGCAAGUUUCUAAAAUUAAAGCUUCCUUAAAAAAAUCGAAGAACCCUUAUGGUUAUCAGUUUGAUCAUGAAAAGUUACGUGGCUUUGAAGAAUCUAAAGAAGAACUAGCGAAAGUCCAAGCACACAUUGAUAAAAUGAUUGCUAAAAAUUUAAAAAGACUUCAAGAAGAAAAGCUUAAAAAAGAAGCGACAAUGAAGAAAGUUGAACGUCACUAUCCAACAUUACGAGAGUUGCUUUUAAAACCUCGAGAAGAACCUCCAAAAGCGAAGAAACGUAAGCAGCCAAUUAGUAAUGUAGAAUUUUUAAAACGCCUCAAAUCAAAAGACAGACAACAAUCGAAAUAUCUUGAAGCGCUACUUCCGUGUCAUCCCGAUGAACAAAAGUUGAAAAUUCUUCAGAAAUAUAACAAAAGUUAUAAAAUUGCGUGCCAAUUGUUUACAGAAAACAUGAGUCAACGAAUGCAUAAUCUAUUUGAUGAAAUUAUUAUCAAUGAAAUCGAAACUUUUCCAUCCAAACUUUUUAAGAAAAUCUUUCCACGUAUUGAUGGAAAAAAUCCAAUAUGGAUUCGUGCAUCUAAAUUUAUCAUUGAAGAACAAAAAUUGUGGCCUAAUGUUAAAUAUGAAAUGAUAUUCAUGGAUUUUCUUUUUAAUCCCGAGAACAAAAUACGUCGUGAGGAAGCCGUCAUGAUAAUUUGUUUGCUAUUGGAUUUACAAGAAGAUUUUCGUUAUAAUAUCAAACGAGGCUUCAUGCGAUACAUUUUGCAGUCCGAAGUGGAAAGAAAAAGAUUUGAACUUGAAUCUGAGCCUCCCAAGUUUCCCAUGAUAGCCCUCAAAGCACCUGUUCCCUGGAAGUGUGCCGUUCAAAUAGCAAAAAAUCGUCUUGAAGAGGUUUUAAUGGUAAAUCACCCAGUCUUGCAAGCGAUCCAAAUGGUUUGGUACAAUCUAUAUAACGAUUUACUUAUUGUCGACACAGCAAAGUUCUAUAAAAAUGAAGUUCCAUAUCAUGCGGAAAACAUUACGAAAAUUAUCAACAGCUGCUGUAAAAUUACCAGAGAUAUACUUGUCAACGAUUGGAUGCCUCGUAUAGCGGACUUAAUUGAAGCAAUGCAGUGUUAUUGGCGUGAUUUAGUUCCAAGAAAUUCAAUUCACGAAGGAAGAGCUCGAAUUUUGUUCAACUGCGUUCACGCUUUACUGUCGCUACAUCUUCAAGGAUUAAUCAAACGGAGCUUGGAUCAUUUGGAAGAGACUAUUGAAGUCUACAAUUGUGGAAAUUUAUCAAACAUUUAUGAUCCACAAAGUUCCAUGCUUAAACGACGACCAUUAAUGACAUUAAUAGUGUCGGUUGUUGGAAAACACGAGGAGAAUGAUGUAAAGGACAAACCAUUAGAAGACGACUCGACAUUUUACCAAACUAAUGAAAAUGAAUCAAAUUUACUGCCAACUGAGAAACCAACAGCAGAAGAAAAUUCAGAAUCUUUCAAUCUUGAAAAUAGUGGAAAAAUGAUUGUUGAACCAUUCGUAGAAGAGCUUCCUGAUCUUUUCAAGAGUUAUUUCGUGAAAAUCUUGAAAGUCGGUUAUGAAAUUCCACGCUUGGAGUAUUACAUGACACAAAAGAAAGAACAUUUGGGUUUUUUACAUUACAUCAGUCAAGAUCAUGUUGACAUGUUGAAACUUUAUGAGAAGGUCAAAAAAAUUGUAAAGGCAAACCAAAAUGGACCAACAACAUAUCUUUAUCCAACGUAUCGUUUCUACUUUCCCAUUUUAUCCGGCAGGAUGAGAAGCAUCACUGAAAGCAUAUUCUCAUUGCGUGAAAUUCCAUCAUUACAGAUCUUCAAAGAGCUUAUGGAGAAGUUUAAUCAGCUGCUACAUGGAAUUUAUUAUCUUCGUGAUUUCAUUCCAUUGAAUUUGUUUAUGUUGGAUAACAGAAUCGUAAACCGAGUGUUGGAAAAACUCGUGCGUGAGUUGAUAAAUUUCGUAACCAAUUAUUUCGUGACAUUGAAUCAAGUUGAAAAUCGUCGGAUGUGUGAUGAGUUUGAAGAAAUGUCAAUAAACUCGGGUGAACGUCCGAAAGAGACACCAGAAGUUGUUGCCCUCCAAAACUAUCUUGUAGUCUGUCGUGAAGAUAAACUUUUUCGAUUGAAAAGUGAAAUUCAAAUAGUUAAGGAACGCGUUAUGUUCCUUCUGACUUAUGCUUCUCUGACACAAGAAGACAUAAAUCUUAAUUCACGUCUGUUUCUGUGGCCCAGUGAAUUGGAAAAAGUUUUAGACUUAUCUGCUGCCCGUUUGUCGGUGGUUCGAGAUAAUCUGGAGACAGCAUUGAAAGACAAACGUGCAAACUUUGAACAGAAUUUGAUAAUCGAGAAGAAAAAAAUGGAUUCGUUUAGAUUACGUGACGUUCGUGACGUUCUGUCAAUCGACGAUUUAAAAGAGAAAGUCGCGACAGUUGAUGGUCUGAUGGAAAUUCUUGAUAAAUGUACCAAAGAAGCGAAGUCAAUUAAUGUUGAUGAAAAUCUUCUUCAAAUCGAUCAGUCAUUCUUCCCAAUUCUCGAUGAAAUGAUUGAAAAAAUGGAACCAGUUGAUAAGCUUUGGCACACUGCAUAUCAUUUCGAAUCAUGUUAUGAAGUUUGGUAUUAUGGAAAAUAUGUCGGACUUAACUCGGACAACAUCCGUGAUGAAGUCGAUGAAAUGUCAAAGACAAUUUAUAAGUUAACAAAAGCAUUGGCUUCGAAUCCUUUCGCUAAGAGAAUUGCUGAACAAAUCCGACUGAAAAUUGAUAAAUUUCGAGUUUAUAUUCCAAUUCUUGAAUCAAUUUGUCGUCAAGGUCUCGUUGAUCGUCAUUGGGAAGCAAUCUCCCAAGAGCUUGGAGAGAAUGUCAAUCCAACUCUUUUUCCAACAUUAAGCACUAUGGUUGAUCUCGAUAUUGUUCGCAUUCAAGAUAAAUUAGAAGAAAUUUCCAAUGCUGCUGGUAAAGAAUUCGAACUCAAUUUGCAGUUGAUUAACAUGCAAGAGGAAUGGAAAGACAUGAAAUUUGACGUGACACGUUAUCGUGACUCUGAUCUGUAUAUUCUUGCAUCACUCGAUGACGUUCAAGCACUCCUUGAUGACCACAUUUUAAAAGCUCAAGCAAUGCGUGGUUCGCCUUAUAUUGUUGCCUUAGGAAAGAAAGCUGAAGAUUGGGAACAGAAAUUAAUUACAAUGCAAGAUAUUCUUGAUGUUUGGCUUCGUGUUCAGUCAACUUGGAUGUAUCUUGAACCUAUAUUUGGCUCGGAAGAUAUUCUUCGGCAAAUGCCUACAGAAGGAAGAAACUUUAAAAAAGUUGAUCGAAUUUUCGCAAAAAUUAUGGCACAUACCGUGUCUGAUCCUCAUGUCAUACAAACGACGGAUUUUCCGGAUAUGUUGCCACAACUUAGAACAAGUUUUGAAGAGUUGGAGGGAAUACAAAAAGGUCUCAACAUGUAUUUAGAAAAGAAAAGAUUAUUUUUUGCAAGAUUUUUCUUCCUUUCAAAUGAUGAAUUGCUCGAGAUUCUGGCAGAGACAAAAGAUCCAUUAAGAGUUCAGCCACACUUGAAGAAAUGUUUUGAAGGUAUUUCCGCUCUAAAUUUCGAUAACAAUGGCGAAAUUAUUGCAAUCGUAUCGGCUGAAGGUGAAAUCGUUCAAAUAACAAGGAAAAUUAAUCCAGCAAACGCCAACGGUCUCGUUGAGAAAUGGUUGAAGGAUGUAGAGACAAUAAUGAUUGAGAGUGUCAAGGAGCAAAUCUUUAAAGCAUCUGAAACAUAUUUUCAUGAAAUUCGAUCAGAAUGGGUUCUAAAGUGGCCAGGUCAAGUCGUUUCAUGUGUUUCAUGCAUGAGUUGGACUCAAGAAGUUGAAGAAUCAAUCGCUCAAAAUACAUUAGAAACAUUCCAACAUAAAUGUAGCGAUCAAAUUCUCGACUUAGUUGAUCUUGUACGAAAAAAAUUAUCUCCUGGUGCUCAACUUACAAUUGAAGCUUUGAUUGUACUCGACGUUCAUGCGAGAGAUAUUGUAAGCCUCUUAGUAAACAACAAUGUCACAUCGAUAGAUGAAUUCAAUUGGAUUUCUCAAAUGAGAUAUUAUUGGAGAUCAAAUCCAGAGAAACAAGGAUAUGUAUCGGUUUGCAUGGUGACGACUGAAGUUGAGUAUGGAAUGGAAUACUUGGGAAACACUUCAAGACUUGUCAUCACACCAUUAACUGACAGAUGUUUCAGAACCUUAAUGGGAGCUUUGAAACUUAACCUGGGAGGUGCACCAGAAGGGCCUGCUGGAACUGGAAAGACAGAAACAUGUAAAGAUCUUGCUAAAGCUGUUGCUAAGAAAUGUGUCGUCUUCAACUGUAGUGAUGGGCUUGAUUACAAAGCUUUAGGAAAGUUUUUCAAAGGAUUAGCGCAAUCGGGUUCAUGGGCAUGUUUCGAUGAAUUUAAUCGGAUUGAAUUGGAAGUGUUGUCAGUUGUUGCACAACAAAUAUUGACGAUUCAGAAAGCUGUUCAAAAUAAUGUCGUAAAAUUUUUAUUUGAGGACACAACAUUGAAAUUAGAUCCAACAUGCAACAUAUUUAUCACAAUGAAUCCGGGAUAUGCUGGAAGAACGGAACUUCCUGAUAAUCUAAAAGUUCUCUUCCGUACUUGUGCUAUGAUGGUUCCUGACUAUGCUAUGAUAGGAGAAAUAACAUUGUACUCGAAUGGGUUUGAUGAUGCUCGAGCGUUAGCACAUAAAAUUGUGCAUACCUACAAGUUAUGUUCGGAACAACUUUCAUCACAACACCAUUAUGAUUAUGGAAUGCGAGCUGUUAAGUCAGUACUUUUAGCUUCAGCUGCUUUGAGAAAAAACAAUCCUGACAUGCCUGAAGCUAAGAUUCUUCUCCGUGCAAUUAUUGAUGUUAAUCUUCCAAAGUUUUUGCAACAAGACAUUCCACUGUUCGAGGGAAUUUACAAGGACCUUUUUCCUGGAGUUGACAUUCCUGAACCAGCUCGUGAUGAUAUUAAACGUCAUAUGGAGAUUAUUAUUAAGAAAAAACGAUUACAAGGCACAUCGUGGUUUAUGGAAAAAGUUCUUCAAAUUUAUGAAAUGCUUUUGGUUCGUCAUGGAUUGAUGAUUGUUGGAGAUUCGAUGGGUGGUAAGACAACUGCUUACCAAAUUCUUGCUGAAGUUUUGAAGGAAGUGAAGAAUGAUUCUGAAGCAAAAGUAACAGAAUAUCCAGUGAAUUUUCGAGUUAUUAAUCCAAAAGCUAUUUCAAUGGGUCAACUUUAUGGAAAUUUCGAUCCAGUCACGCAUGAAUGGUAUGAUGGAGUUAUUGCAACAACUUUUCGAGAAAUGGUUUAUUCAAAUACUUCUGACCGUCAAUGGAUCAUAUUCGAUGGGCCUGUUGAUGCAGUUUGGAUAGAAAACUUAAACACGGUGCUCGAUGACAAUAAAAAAUUAUGUUUAAUGUCAGGAGAGAUAAUUCAAAUGACGAAUAAAAUGAAUUUAGUUUUUGAACCAGCAGAUCUGGAACAAGCGUCACCAGCAACAGUUUCACGUUGUGGAAUGAUUUAUUUUGAACCAUCACAACUUGGAUGGGAAGCACUUCAUAAAACUUUCAUAAUGCAAUUGCAAGACAAAGGUGUGGCAGAAGUUUAUUUAACUUUGUACGACAACCUUGUUGAGUGGCUUGUCCCAAUAACAUUAGAAACUCUGAAAAGUUGUCAAGCAGUUGUGAUGGUGUCACCAAUGCAAAUGUAUCACGUAAUGACGGAUUUCUUCAUGAGCUUCCUUAACAAACAUCACAAUUACAACCAAAUUUGGUUCCAACAAAUUUUCCUGUUCUGCUUUGCAUGGGCUUACGGAUCAACCCUGACUGUGGAAGGUCGUAGAAAUAUGGAAGUUACACUAAGAAAAAUUCUUUACGGUGCCAACGAAAAUCUGCCAAAGCCAAAAACGUUUUCCUUAAAUCGCGGUCAAAUGUUUCCUGAAAAGUCAAAUUAUAUGGAUUAUCGUUUCGAUGAAAAUGAAGCUUGGUGGCCAUGGCUGAAAUCAGAAGAUUGUCAAUUUCCUCCCGAUGCUGUGGUCUCUGAUUUAAUGGUGCCAACAAAAGAAAAUGGAUGCAUUAUGUAUUGGGCUCAUCAUUGUAUUUCAAAUAGUAUUCCGAUGUUAUUAAUUGGCCCAACAGGAACGGGAAAAUCAGCCACAAUAUUAAACUUUUUGAAAGAAUUGCCAAAAGACAAAUGCAUUGUAAAUACAUUGAACUUUUCAGCAAGAACGUCGGCACAACAAGUGCAAGAACUAAUCAUGUCAAAACUAGAUCGAAGACGUAAAGGCGUAUUUGGACCACCAGUUGGAAAAAAUUGCAUAAACUUUGUUGAUGAUAUUGCAAUGCCAGCAAGAGACAAAUAUGGAUCGCAAUCGCCGUUGGAGCUUAUUCGUCAAUGGCUUGAUCAUGGACAUUGGUCGGAUUUAACUGACACAAGCAACAUAGAGUUAAUUGACUUGCUUUUUAUUGGUGCCAUGGGUAUGCCAGGGGGAAGUAAUUUCAUUCCAAAGCGAUUAUAUAGACACAUGUUCUGCAUGGCAGUUGAUUCAUUUGAAGAUACAACAUUGAUGAGAAUCUUUGGAACUCUCGGUGAAUGGCAUUUUGCGAAAGGUUACAGUGAAAGUAUUUCAAGACUCUCCAAAAAUCUCGCUGCUUCGAUUAUUGAAGUCUAUUCAAAGGCAGUUCAAAUUUAUUUGCCCACUCCUGCUAAAAGUCAUUACACAUUCUCUUUACGUGACGUGACAAGAGUUUACCAAGGCAUUUGCAUGGUUCCAGCAAAAAGACUUAAUGACGUUGAAAAGUUGGUGCGUUUGUGGACUCACGAAAUUUAUCGCGUGUUUUAUGACCGACUCGUUGAAACAAAGGAUCAAGAACGACUUCUUUUAAUUGUCGAAUCUUCAUGUUCAAAUAAUCUUAGAAUCAAAAUGGAACAAGCAUUUGCCAAUAGAAUUUCUUCUGAUGAAAAGAUAAAUGAAAAUCACAUUCGAGAUUUGUUGUUUGGAAAUUACAUGGAACCAGAUGCCGAUCCAAAAAUGUAUGAUGAAGUCGAAAGUUGGAGUAAACUUGAGAAAAAUAUGACAUAUUAUUUGAACGAGUAUAAUAUGUUGUCGAACUCUCCAAUGGAUCUCGUUCUUUUCCGUUUCGCCAUCGAACAUAUUUCUAGAGUUUCACGUCUCCUUCAAAUGCCCCGUGGACAUGUUUUACUUGUAGGACUCGGAGGUUCAGGACGAAGGUCAGCAGUGAAACUUGCUGCAAGCAUGAGCGAUGCUGAAAUAUUUCAAGUUGAAGUUACACGUGCUUAUGGAUUCUUAGAAUGGCGAGAAGACAUGAAGAAGUUGCUUCUUAACGCUGGUCUCAAUUCAAAGCCAACAGUAUUUCUAUUCAGUGACUCGCAAGCCAAAGAUGAGAUUUUUAUUGAAGACAUUAAUUCAAUGUUGAACACUGGCGAUUUGCCAAAUUUAUUUCCAUCAGAAGAAAAGUCAGCGAUUCUCGAAAAAAUGCAAGUGAUUGCAAAGGCAUCAGGAAAGGUUUUGGAAACAACGCCACUUGCAAUGUACGGAAUGUUCAUUGAUCGUGUUAAGGAAUCACUUCACAUUGCUCUCACCUUUUCACCUAUAGGUGAUUCAUUUAAAAAUAGAAUUCGUGUUUAUCCAUCACUUAUGGUGAUGAUAUUCAACACAAGUGUCGUCUCAGCUAGUAAGAAAUAUUAUCUUGAACAAGGUCGAAAGAAUUACGUUACUCCAACAUCUUAUCUUGAAUUGUUGCGGUCUUUCAACAUUCUCUACACGAAGACAUUCAUUGACAUUACAAUGCAACGUGAUCGAUAUACCACGGGAUUAGAGAAACUCGAAUUUGCAGCCGGGCAAGUGGCCGUCAUGCAAAAGAAGCUUCAAGAUCUUCAACCACAAUUAAAAGUAACAUCAGAUGAAACAGAAAAAAUUAUGGUUAAAAUUGAGCGUGACACUGCAGAAGCUGAGAAAAAGAAGGAAGUUGUUGGUGCAGAUGAAGCUGCAGCUAAUGAAGCAGCCGCGACAAGUCAAGCAAUUCGAGAUGACUGCGAAGGUGAUUUAGCUGAAGCAGUUCCGGCACUUGAAAGCGCUCUUUCAGCACUUGAUACAUUAAAACCAGCUGACAUCACUGUAGUGAAAUCGAUGAAAAAUCCACCAUCAGCAAUCAAACUUGUUCUUGAAGCUGUUUGCGUAUUGAAAGGAUUAAAAGCAGAUCGUAAACCUGAUGCCAAUGGACGACUUGUUGAUGAUUAUUGGGCAGCGUCACAAAAAAUGCUUGGCGACAUGAAGUUUCUUGAAAGCUUGAAAACAUUUGAUAAAGACAACAUAUCAACACCAAUAAUGAAAAAGAUUCGCGAUGUUUACAUUUCUGACCGCGAUUUUGUGCCUGAAAAAAUUAAAGCAGUAUCAACUGCUUGUGAAGGUUUGUGCAGAUGGAUAAGAGCGAUGGACGUUUAUGAUCGUGUCAUUAAGAUUGUUGGACCUAAAAAGAUUGCUUUGUCGCAAGCAGAGAAUGAUUUGGCUGCACAAAUGGAGAAGUUGAAUUCGAAGAAAGCGGAACUUCAAGAGAUUCUUGACAAGCUGCAGACAUUAAAUGAUGGCUUUGCCGAAAAAUCGAGAGAAAAGAAGCGACUUGAAGAUGAGAUUGACAGUUGUGAAAAGAAAUUAGUGAGAGCCGAACAAUUGAUUGGAGGUUUGGGAGGUGAGAAGCAACGGUGGUCUGAGAGUGCUGCAAAUCUUCACAAAAGUCUGGGAAAUGUGAUUGGUGAUGUGCUUCUUGGUGCUGGGUGUAUUGCAUAUCUCGGAUAUUUCUCCACAGAAUAUCGGAAUAACAUUCUAUAUGAAUGGAAUAAAUUGUGCUUGUCUAAAAAGCUUCCAUGCACUGAAAAGUUUUCCCUUGCAAACAUUCUUGGUAAUCCAAUGGAUAUAAGACAAAACCAACUUUGUGGUUUGCCUUCUGACAACUUUUCAACCGAUAAUGGAAUCAUUGUUAAGAAUUCCAGACGUUGGUGUUUGAUGAUUGAUCCGCAAGGACAGGCAAACAAAUGGAUAAAGAAUCUUGAGAAGGAAAAUGAUCUUAAAGUCAUUCAACAAACUGACGUCAAAUGCAUGAAAACUGUCGAGCAGGCAAUUAUUAUGGGAAAGCCAGUGUUGCUUGAGAAUGUUGGAGAGACAAUCGAUUCUGGGUUUAGUUCCAUUCUUGAACGAAAUGUCAUUAAACAGAAAGGGAAACAAUUGAUUAAGUUUGGUGACUCAUUGAUCGAUUAUCAUGACAACUUUCGGUUUUAUAUUACAACAUGCUUGAGAAAUCCACAUUACCUUCCUGAAACGGCUGUGUUGGUAACAUUAGUUAAUUUCAUGAUAACAGAGCAUGGAUUACAAGAGCAGUUAUUAGCUACAGUUGUUGUUCAAGAACGUCCCGACUUACAGCAGAAGAAAGAAUCUUUAAUUGUGGAAUCAGCGAAAAAUCGCAACGCUCUUUACAACGCCGAAACAAGCAUUCUUCAAGUACUGUCAUCAUCUGAACAGAAUAUUUUAGAAGAUGAAAAUGCCAUAAAUAUUUUAACUUCGAGCAAAGCGUUGUCAGAAAGUAUUCAGUCAAAACAGGUUAUUGCGAUUUCAACUGAAAUUGAGAUUGACACAGCUCGCCAAGCUUAUGUACCUGUUGCAAAGCAUUCUGCCAUUUUAUUCUUUUGCAUUUCGGAACUUUCAACCAUUGAUCCAAUGUAUCAAUAUUCACUUUCCUGGUUCUUAAACUUAUUUAUUACGAGUAUCAUCAAAGCACCACAAUCAGAUAUUCUUCAAGAUCGAUUGGAUCAUCUCAAUGCUUUCUUCACGCGAUCAAUUUAUGAAAAUGUUUGCCGUUCGUUGUUUGAGAAAGAUAAACUCGUCUUUUCAUUUUCAUUAUGCAUUGGAAUUUUGAUUGCACGUGGCACGAUGGAUGAAAAAUUUAUCUCAUUCUUUUUAACUGAUGGAGUUGGACUUAAUAAUCCUCACCCUAAUCCAGCAUCCGAUUGGUUAACAGAAAAAUCAUGGAAUGAAAUUGUCAGAGCAAGUUCCUUGGAAGAAUUGAAAAAUCUUCAUGAAAGUGUUGCUCAAAAUAUUGAUAAAUGGAAAAAGUUUUACGAAUUGUCGAACCCAGAAGAUGAAAACUUUCCAGAACCAUUCAACGAUGUGGAAGAUUUCUUUUAUCUGAUUUUACUGAAGGCAAUUCGACCAGACAAAAUUGUUCCAUCAGUAAGAAAAUUAAUUAUGAAGCACAUGGGUCAUAAAUUUGUUGAUCCACCAACGUUUGAUUUGCAAGCUUCGUUCAAUGAUAGCAAGCCGACAAUUCCUUUGGUGUUCAUUCUUUCACCUGGCUCCGAUCCAAUGGACACAUUGAUGACAUUUGCAAAGGAACAUUCAAUGCAUGAAAAAUGCAAGUCGAUAUCAUUGGGUCAAGGUCAAGGUCCAAGAGCUGAAAAGAUGAUCGAAGAGAGUUUGAGAUUGGGUCAUUGGGUUAUCUUGCAGAAUUGUCAUGUAGCUGAAUCAUGGAUGAACGAUUUGGAACGGUUAUGUACUGAUCCUAAUAUUGAAGUCACCGCUCACAAAAAUUAUCGUUUGUGGAUUACUUCAUAUCCAAGUAAACUGUUUCCUGUUGCUGUGCUGCAAAACUCUGUGAAAAUGACAAACGAAGCACCAAAAGGACUUAAACUGAAUUUAUUACGAUCAUUUAAUUCUGACCCAUUAGUUGAUGAAACAUUUUUUGCGCCACCAUCAACAAGUGAUGACGUUAUUAAAUUUUGGUAUCGUGGCUUGUUUUCGCUCGUCUAUUUUCAUGCUGUUGUUCAAGAAAGAAGAGAUUUUGGUCCACUUGGAUGGAAUAUUCCAUAUGAAUUCAAUGAAUCGGAUUUGAAAAUAUCUUUGAUGCAAUUAAAAAUGUUUCUUAAGCAAUAUCAUGAAAUUCCAUUUUUUGGGCAUAAAUAUUUGACUGGAGAAUGCAAUUAUGGUGGACGAGUUACUGAUGAUAAUGACCGUCGCUUACUGAUGUCACUUUUGGAUAAUUUCUAUAAUGAAGAUGCAGUCAUGGUUGACAAUUACCAGUUGUCCGAAUCUGGAAUUUAUAAAAUUCCGCUGAUGCCAAAUCGAGAAAAUUGUCUCGAGUUUAUUUCAUCAUUGCCUUCGGCUACAAAUCCUGAAGUAUUUGGACUCCAUGAAAAUGCCGACAUCACAAAAAAUAUCAACGAAACGAACAACGUGAGGCGUUUUUGUUUAUUUUAUGUUGAAUUUUAA
Molecule: messenger RNA, 11802 nt
Organism: Clunio marinus
Lineage: Eukaryota; Metazoa; Arthropoda; Insecta; Diptera; Chironomidae
Source: the annotation of a GenBank genome assembly